Eurypyga helias (sunbittern) is the source of this 1522-nucleotide messenger RNA. RefSeq names its product ABL proto-oncogene 2, non-receptor tyrosine kinase (gene ABL2). Gene Ontology annotation, biological process: protein phosphorylation; regulation of apoptotic process. Gene Ontology annotation, molecular function: protein binding; ATP binding; protein tyrosine kinase activity. The record is from RefSeq and is a predicted model, not a curated record. The transcript is spliced from 9 exons. Lineage: Eukaryota; Metazoa; Chordata; Aves; Eurypygiformes; Eurypygidae. The annotation marks the transcript as partial.
AUGAGCAUGGGGACGGUCCUUUUCCAGUCCAGCAGUUAUGGCCAAGAGGGCAAGCUGCUCUGCCGCCUUGGCGAGGAGGCUGCUGAGCCCGGCGCGUUGAGUUUCACAGAGGCCCUGCACCGCCCCUAUGGCUGCGAUGUUGAACCCCAGGCACUGAAUGAAGCCAUCAGAUGGAGCUCCAAGGAGAACCUGCUUGGAGCCACUGAGAGCGAUCCCAAUCUCUUCGUUGCACUUUACGAUUUUGUAGCAAGCGGUGACAACACACUCAGCAUCACCAAAGGUGAGAAGUUGCGAGUCCUGGGUUACAACCAGAAUGGUGAAUGGAGUGAGGUACGUUCGAAGAAUGGGCAGGGCUGGGUACCAAGCAACUACAUCACGCCAGUAAACAGCCUGGAAAAGCAUUCCUGGUACCACGGGCCAGUGUCACGCAGCGCAGCAGAGUAUCUCUUGAGCAGUCUCAUCAAUGGCAGCUUCCUGGUUCGGGAAAGCGAGAGCAGCCCAGGGCAGCUAUCCAUCUCGCUCAGGUACGAAGGACGUGUUUACCACUACAGGAUCAACACCACCUCCGAUGGAAAGGUAUAUUUCAGCACACUGGCAGAGCUAGUGCACCAUCACUCAACAGUAGCAGACGGACUGGUGACAACUCUGCAUUACCCAGCACCCAAGUGCAAUAAACCCACCGUCUACGGCGUGUCCCCGAUCCACGACAAGUGGGAGAUGGAGCGGACCGAUAUCACCAUGAAGCACAAACUUGGGGGAGGGCAGUAUGGCGAGGUGUACGUUGGUGUCUGGAAGAAAUACAAUCUCACAGUUGCUGUGAAAACCUUAAAGGAAGAUACCAUGGAGGUGGAAGAGUUCUUGAAAGAAGCUGCUGUGAUGAAGGAGAUCAAGCACCCAAAUCUAGUGCAGUUGUUAGGUGUAUGUACCCUGGAGCCACCCUUUUACAUUGUGACGGAGUACAUGCCGUAUGGGAACCUGCUAGACUAUUUACGGGAAUGCAACCGGGAGGAAGUGAGCGCUGUUGUGCUACUCUACAUGGCUACUCAGAUCUCCUCUGCUAUGGAGUACCUAGAGAAGAAGAACUUCAUUCACAGGGACCUGGCAGCACGGAACUGCUUAGUUGGAGAAAAUCACGUGGUGAAGGUGGCUGACUUCGGCCUAAGUCGCCUUAUGACUGGAGAUACCUACACAGCUCAUGCUGGAGCCAAGUUCCCAAUCAAAUGGACAGCUCCCGAGAGCCUGGCCUACAACACCUUUUCAAUCAAAUCAGAUGUGUGGGCCUUUGGGGUGCUGUUAUGGGAAAUCGCUACCUAUGGGAUGUCACCGUACCCAGGCAUUGACCUCUCUCAGGUGUAUGAUCUGCUGGAAAAGGGCUAUCGGAUGGAACAGCCGGAGGGGUGCCCUCCAAAGGUUUACGAACUGAUGAGGGCAUGUUGGAAGUGGAACCCACCAGACCGACCUUCCUUUGCCGAGACCCACCAGGCCUUUGAAACCAUGUUCCACGACUCAAGCAUCUCGGAGG